UUCCCCGGCCGGCGUGCGGGGCUGGUGCGGGACCUCGGCCGGGAGCGGACCCAGGCGCGGGCCGGCAUGAACCGCGCCAAGCCCCCGGCCGUGCGCAGGCCGAGCGCCGCCGCCAAGCCCUCAGGGCACCCUCCGCCCGGAGACUUCAUCGCGCUGGGCUCCAAGGGCCAGGCCAGCGAGUCCAAGGCGGCGUCCACGCUGCUGAAGCCGGCGCCGUCGGGGCUGCCCUCGGAGCGCAAGCGGGACGCGGCGGCGCUGUCGGGGGCCGCGGCGCUCACCGGCCUCACCAAGCGCCCCAAGCUCUCCUCCACGCCGCCGCUGAGCGCCCUGGGCCGCCUGGCCGAGGCCGCCGUGGCCGAGAAGCGCGCCAUCUCCCCGUCCAUCAAGGAGCCGUCGGUGGUGCCCAUCGAGGUGCUGCCCACGGUGCUGCUGGACGAGAUCGAGGCGGCCGAGCUGGACGGCAAUGACGAGCGCGUGGAGGCGGUGCUGUGCGGGGCCGUGAAGCAGCUGCGGGCCACGCGCGCCAAGCCGGACAGCACGCUCUACCUGGGCCUCAUGUACCUGGCCAAGAUCAAGCCCAACAUCUUCGCCACCGAGGGCGUCAUCGAGGCCCUGUGCAGCCUCCUGCGGAGAGAUGCCUCCAUCAACUUCAAGGCCAAGGGCAACAGCCUGGUGUCCGUGCUGGCCUGCAACCUCCUCAUGGCCGCCUACGAGGAGGACGAGAACUGGCCCGAGACCUUCGUCAAGGUGUACAUCGAGGACUCUCUGGGCGAGCGCAUCUGGGUGGACAGCGUCCACUGCAGGACGUUCGUGGACAACAUCCAGACGGCCUUCGGCACCAAGAUGCCGCCCAAGAGCAUGCUGCUGCAGGGGGAGGUGGGGCGCGGCGGCGGGGAGCCGGGUGCUGGGAGCAGCCCUCACCCCUCGCUGGCGGAGGAGGAGGACAGCCAGACGGAGCUGCUGAUGGCGGAGGAGAAGCUGAGCCCGGAGCAGGAGGGCCAGCUCAUGCCCAGGUACGAGGACCUGGCAGAGAGCGUGGAGGAGUACGUGCUGGACGUGCUGCGAGACCAGCUCAACCGGCGCCAGCCCAUGGACAGCGUGUCCCGGAACCUGCUGCGGCUGCUCGCCUGCACCUGUGGCUACCAGGAGGUGCGGCUCAUGGCCGUGCAGAAGCUGGAGAUGUGGUUGCAGAACCCCAAGCUGACCAGGCCCGCGCAGGACCUGCUGAUGUCCGUGUGCAUGAACUGCAACACGCACGGCCCCGAGGACACCGACGUCAUCUCCCACCUGAUCAAGAUCCGCCUCAAGCCCAAGGUGCUGCUCAACCACUACAUGCUGUGCGUCAGGGAGUUGCUGACGGCGCACAAGGACAACCUGGGCACCACCAUCAAGUUUGUGAUCUUCAACGAGCUGUCCAACGCCCGGAACCCGAACAACAUGCAGAUCCUAUACACGGUGCUGCAGCACAGCUCCGAGCUGGCGCCCAAGUUCCUGGCCAUGGUCUUCCAGGACCUGCUGACCAGCAAGGACGACUACCUCCGAGCCUCUCGGGCCCUGCUCCGCGAGAUCAUCAAACAGACGAAGCACGAGGUCAACUUCCAGGCCUUCUGCCUGGGGCUCAUGCAGGAGCGCCGGGAGCCCCAGUACCUGGACAUGGAGUUCAAGGAGCGGUUCGUGGUGCACAUCACAGACGUGCUGGCCGUGUCCAUGAUGCUGGGCAUCACGGCUCAGGUGAAGGAGGCCGGCAUCGCCUGGGACAAAGGAGAGAAGAGGAACCUCGAGGUGCUGCGCUCCUUCCAGAACCAGAUUGCCGCCAUCCAGCGCGACGCCGUCUGGUGGCUGCACACCGUCGUCCCCUCCAUCAGCAAGCUCGCCCCCAAGGACUACGUGCACUGCCUGCACAAGGUGCUUUUCACGGAACAGCCUGAGACCUACUACAAGUGGGACAACUGGCCGCCCGAGAGUGACCGCAACUUCUUCCUGCGCCUCUGCUCGGAGGUGCCCAUCCUGGAGGACACGCUGAUGCGCAUCCUGGUCAUCGGGCUGUCCCGGGAGCUCCCGCUCGGCCCCGCCGACGCCAUGGAGCUGGCUGACCACCUGGUGAAGCGAGCGGCAGCCGUGCAGGCUGACGAUGUGGAAGUGCUGAAGGUGGAGAGGAUCCAGCUGAUCGACGCCGUGCUGAACCUGUGCACCUACCACCACCCCGAGAACAUCCAGCUCCCGCCCGGGUACCAGCCCCCGAACCUCGCCAUCUCCACCCUCUACUGGAAGGCCUGGCCCUUGCUUCUGGUCGUCGCUGCCUUCAACCCGGAGAACAUCGGCCUGGCCGCCUGGGAGGAGUACCCCACCCUGAAGAUGCUCAUGGAAAUGGUGAUGACCAACAAUUACUCCUACCCGCCGUGCACCCUGACGGACGAGGAGACACGGACGGAGAUGGUGAGCCGGGAGCUGCAGCUCGCCCAGCGCGAGAAGCAGGAGAUCUUGGCCUUCGAGGGCCACCUGGCUGCCGCAUCCACCAAGCAGACCAUCACCGAGAGCAGCAGCCUGCUCCUGUCGCAGCUCACCAGCCUGGACCCCCAAGGGCCCCCCCGGAGGCCCCCUCCCCACAUCCUGGAGCAAGUGAAAGGCCUCAACCAGUCCCUCCGCCUCGGGCACCUCCUGUGUCGCAGCCGCAACCCUGACUUCCUCCUCGACAUCAUCCAGAGGCAGGCCUCCUCGCAGUCCAUGCCCUGGCUGGCCGACCUGGUGCAGUCCAGCGAGGGCUCCUUGGACGUGCUACCUGUGCAGUGCCUGUGCGAGUUCCUGCUGCACGACGCUGCGGACGAGGCCGCCUCCGGGGAGGAGGAGGAGGAGGGCGAGAGCAAGGAGCAGAAGGCCAAGAAGCGGCAGAGGCAGCAGAAGCAGCGGCAGCUGCUGGGCCGCCUGCAGGACCUGCUGCUGGGCCCCAAGGCCGACGAGCAGACCACGUGCGAGGUGCUCGACUACUUCCUGCGCCGCCUCGGCUCCUCCCAGGUGGCCUCCCGAGUGCUGGCCAUGAAGGGCUUGUCGCUGGUGCUCUCGGAGGGCGGCCUGCGGGACGGGGAGGAGAAGGAGCAGCCCCCGGAGGAGGACCCCGGGGCCGCGGACGCGCUGCAGGGCUACGAGUGGCUGCUGCGGGACCUGCCCCGGCUGCCCCUGUUCGACAGCGUCAGGACCACCACCGCCCUGGCACUGCAGCAGGCCAUCCACAUGGAGACGGACCCGCAGACCAUCAGCGCCUACUUGGUCUACCUGUCGCAGCACACGCCGGUGGAAGAGCAGGGCCCGCACAGCGACCUGGCCUUGGACGUGGCGCGGCUGGUCGUGGAGCGCUCCACCAUCAUGUCCCACCUCUUCUCGAAGCUGUCGUGCAGUGACACGUCCGACGCCGUGCUGGGCGCCCUGCUCGCCAUCUUCUCCCGCUACGUGCAGCGCAUGCGCAAGAGCAAGGAGGGGGAGGAGGUGUACAGCUGGUCGGAGUCCCAGGACCAGGUCUUCCUGCGCUGGACGAGCGGGGAGACGGCCACCAUGCACAUCCUUGUGGUGCACGCCAUGGUCAUUCUGCUGACACUGGGCCCGCCCCGCACUGGUGACGGCGAGUUCGGGGCGCUGCUGGACAUCUGGUUUCCGGAGAAGCAGCCCCUGCCCACGGCCUUCCUGGUGGAUACGUCCGAGGAGGCCCUGCUGCUGCCCGACUGGCUGAAGUUGCGCAUGAUCCGCUCCGAGGUCCCUCGCCUGGUGGACGCAGCCCUGCAGGACCUGGAGCCGCAGCAGCUGCUGCUCUUCGUCCAGUCCUUUGGCAUCCCCGUGUCCAGCAUGAGCAAGCUCCUGCAGCACCUGGACCAGGCCGUGGCCCACGACCCCCAGACCCUGGAGCAGAACAUCAUGGACAAGAACUACAUGGCGCACCUGGUCGAGGUUCAGCACGAGCGUGGUGCCUCCGGCGGCCAGACCUUCCACUCCCUGCUCACGGCCUCCCUGCCCGCCCGGCGAGACAGCACAGAGGCGCCAAGACCUAAGAGCAGCCCCGAGCAGCCCCCAGGCCAGGGGAGGAUCCGGCCUGGGACUCAGGUGCGGGUGCUCGGCCCCGAGGACGACCUGGCCGGCAUGUUCCUUCAGAUCUUCCCGCUGAACCCUGACCCGCGAUGGCAGAGCUCCCGUUCCCGCCCCCUCGCCCUGGCGCUACAGCAGGCCCUGGGCCAGGAGCUGGCCCGAGUCCGCCAAGGGAACCCCGAGGUGCCGGGCAUCACGGUGCGUCUCCUGCAGGCCAUGGCCACGCUGCUGGGCUCCCCCCACGGCGGGGCCCUGGUCAUGGCCAUGCAGCGCAGCCACUUCCUGUCCUGCCCGCUGCUGCGCCAGCUCUACCAGUACCAGCGCUGCGUGCCCCAGGACACCGGCUUCUCCUCGCUGCUCCUCAAAGUGCUGCUGCAGCUCCUGCAGUGGCUGGACGGCUCCGCCGCGGAGGGCGGGCCCCUGCAGGCCCAGCUCAAGCAGCUCGCCACCCGGUACUCGGCCAGACACAGGAUCAGCGACGUGCGAAGUGGGCUGCUGCACCUGGCUGAGGCCCUGACCUUCCGCCGUGACCUGGAGGUGGUGGGCCCCACCGUGCGGGCCAUCGUCGCCGCCCUGAAGUCUGGGGAGCAGCGCAGUGUGGAGCCGGAGCUGGUCAGCAAAGUGCUGCGAGGGCUCAUCGAGGUGCGCUCGCCCCACCUGGAGGAGCUGCUGACGGCGCUGUUCUCUGCCCCCGCGGACGCGGCCGGGCCGCUGCCGGCCACGAAGCCCAUCGUGGUGGUGAGCUCCCUGCUGCUGCAGGAGGAGGAGCCGGACGCCGACGGUGGCGGCCUGGAGCCCACACGGCUGGGGCCCGCGUCGGGGCUGCUGGUGGACUGGCUGGAGAUGCUGGACCCCGAGGUGGUCAGCAGCUGCCCCGACCUGCAGCAAAAGCUGCUCUUCUCCCGGAGAAAGGGCAAAGGCCACGCCGGGGUCCAGGUGCCGUCCUUCCGCCCCUACCUGCUGGCCCUCUUCACACACCAGUCCAGCUGGUCUACCCUGCACCAGUGUAUCCGUGUCGUGCUGGGCACCAGCCGGGAGCAGAGGUUUGACCCCUCCGCCUCCCUGGAUUUCCUCUGGGCCUGCAUCCACGUUCCACGGAUCUGGCAGGGCAGGGACCAGCGCACCCCGCAGAAGCGGCGGGAGGAGCUGGUGCUGCGGAUCCAGGCCGCGGAGCUCAUCAGCCUGGUGGAGCUGAUCCUGGCCGAGGCCGAGACGCGGAGCCAGGACGGGGACGCGGCCGCCUGCUCCCUCAUCCAGGCCCGGCUGCCCCUGCUGCUCAGCUGCUGCCGCGGCGACCACGAGGGCGUCCGGAAAGCCACCGAGCACCUGGCCGGCUGCAUCCAGCAGUGGGGGGACAGCACGCUGGGCAGGCGCUGCCAAGACCUGCUCCUGCAGCUCUACCUGCAGCGGCCGGAGCUCCGGGUGCCCGUGCCCGAGGUGCUCGUGCGCAGCGAAGGCGCCGCCAGCGGCAGCAUCUGCAAGCUGGACGGGCUCAUCCACCGUUUCAUCACUCUGCUCGCCGACACCAGCGACUCCCGGUCGUCCGAGAACCGAGUGGCUGAUGCCAACAUGGCCUGCAGGAAGCUGGCGGUGGCCCACCCCAUCCUUCUGCUCAGGCACCUGCCCAUGGUCGCCGCGCUGCUGCACGGCCGCACCCACCUCAACUUCCAGGAGUUCCGGCAGCAGAACCACCUGGCCUUCUUCCUGCACGUGCUGGGGGUGCUGGAGCUGCUGCAGCCGCACGUGUUCCGGAGCGAGCACCAGGGGGCGCUGUGGGACUGCCUGCUCUCCUUCAUCCGGCUGCUGCUGAACUACAGGAAGUCCUCCCGCCACCUGGCGCCCUUCAUCAGCAAGUUCGUGCAGCUCAUCCACAAGUACCUCACCUGCAACGCGCCCGCCGCCAUCUGCUUCCUGCAGGAGCACGCCGACCCCCUCCACGACCUCUCCUUUGAGAACAGCGACCUGGUGAUGCUGAAGUCGCUCCUGGCGGGACUCAGCCUCCCCAGCAGAGACGGCAGAUCUGACCGCGGCCUGGACGAGGAUGGGGAGGACGAGCGCGCUCCCGGCUCCCUGCCCCUGGUCAGCGUCUCCCUCUCCACGCCGCUGACCGCUGCUGAGAUGGCGCCCUACAUGAAGAGGCUGUCCCGUGGCCAGACCGUCGAGGACCUGCUGGAGGCGCUGAGCGACGUGGACGAGCUGUCCCGGCGCAGGCCUGAGGUCCUGGGCUUCUUCUCGACCAACCUGCAGCGGCUGAUGAGCUCGGCCGAAGAGUCCUGCCGUGACCUGGCCUUCAGCCUGGCCCUGCGCUCCAUGCAGAGCAACCCCAGCAUCGCGGCCGACUUCCUGCCCACGUUCAUGUACUGCCUGGGCAGCCGGGACCUGGAGGUGGUGCAGACGGCCCUGAGGAACCUGCCCGAGUACACGCUGCUCUGCCAAGAACAUGCGGCCGUGCUGCUGCACCGCGCCUUCCUGGUGGGAGUGUAUGGGCAGAUAGACACCAGCGCCCAGAUCUCCGAGGCCCUGAAGACCCUGCAUAUGGAGGCCGCCAUGUGACCGGGCCAAGCCCAGGAGGCUGCUGUACCGCGCCUUCCUGGUGGGCGUGUAUGGGCAGAUAGACACCAGCGCCCAGAUCUCCGAGGCCCUGAAGACCCUGCACAUGGAGGCCGCCAUGUGACCGGGCCAAGCCCAGGAGGCUGCUGCGCCCGGGGUGCGCCUGGCAGGACAGGGGGCGUGGCCCAGCGCCCGCAGAGACAGAGGGAGGGGCUGGUUUUGAAUGAACCCCGCAGUUCCCCAC
This is a messenger RNA of Lepus europaeus (European hare), 6865 nucleotides long. RefSeq names its product integrator complex subunit 1 (gene INTS1). The transcript is spliced from 46 exons. The record is from RefSeq and is a predicted model, not a curated record. Lineage: Eukaryota; Metazoa; Chordata; Mammalia; Lagomorpha; Leporidae. Gene Ontology annotation, biological process: U2 snRNA 3'-end processing. Gene Ontology annotation, cellular component: integrator complex. The coding region runs from base 67 to 6624 and encodes 2185 amino acids.